This is a messenger RNA of Somion occarium, 741 nucleotides long. NCBI's taxonomy places the organism in Eukaryota, Fungi, Basidiomycota, Agaricomycetes, Polyporales, Cerrenaceae. The record is from the annotation of a GenBank genome assembly.
ACCCUCCUUUCCCUCCUUCCACCAUCAUGCCCCUUCUGCCUUCUUCCCUUACUAUGCCCUCUGCGACUGGGCUGUACUCUCGUCGAUGUAUGCCACUCAACAUCUUCUACCAUCGGCCGCAAGCCUCGACGACGUCUAUGCCACAUUUAUUUAAGACUUGCGCCACACUUCGAGUCUGUGGCCAUUCCUCAGGUCCGCCGUGUCUGUCUUUUAUCUCUCGUCCCUAUGCUGUCCCUCUGCGUGUCCGCCGUGAGACGUUGUGCCGUGGUGUCAACCUAUCGCUACUGGCAUGGGUAGCUCUUCCAACACCGCGAUACGAGUGGACUUCCCCACCAACGUUCGUCAAGAUACCUCUAGACCUCAAGAGUCGACGACGAGGUCGAACCUCAAGACCGUUGAUGUGUCUUUGGUUAUGUGGGACGAGUGCCGGCUCAUCAAGUGAAUCCGGUGGCGUGGUGUCUCGCGAGAACAUGCAUACUUGUGCGGUUGGGCAACCGUCGCGUCUCCCUAACUCGCUCUGGCUAGAGCGAGUGCGCAGCGCGACAGUAGGAGGCGUCCCCUCCCACGGGCCUCGCCCACCCGCGUCGCGCAGGGCGUCCUAACCUUUGCAGCUGCUCUUCUUCCUCCUCAAGCUCCCGGACCUCAAGACCGUCAAGACUGGCUCAUCAAGACCAAAGAGGACUAGGCGACCUGCGGAGGGUUUGGGUGGCUCUCAUUCCCGCCACAUUCCGGAAGACCUCG